AUGUCGACUACCGCUCAGGCCGUCUUGUUGUUCUCGAUCUUCGUUAUCUGCACCGGCUUCACACUUGGUCUGACGUGGGCACCAUGCUACGCAUCAUUAUGCACUGAGGAGUUCUUUCCUGCUGCAACACGCUAUCAUGUCGCGACCUACUAUGGCCUGAUCGCCAGCAUUGCCGCUGGACUCUUCUUACGAGCAUACAGUCCACUCUGCUACCGGAUCAGUACAACCUACUUCGGACGACGCGAGAUCCCGGUCUUCAAGAAGCGCUUCAGCAUUGGAGGGCUGUUUCUGGUCUUCUGGAUACUCACAAUCACGGUCGUAACGACGGUCUUCUGGGUCAAUCCUGAGGUCAACUUUUACACUGCAAGAACAGAGGCUUUAGGUUGGAGCAGUGCAAAAGUUGAUGCUGUUGUGACAGCCAUCAUCGGACACCACAUCGACAUCCUCCUCGGACUCACCCUGAUACCUGUUGGACGCAAUAGUCUCCUGGUCCGAGUCUUCAGACUUUCUUACGGCACUCUACUGUAUACGCACAAACUCCUUGCGUACGUGACAAUCGUCGGAGUGGCCGCACACGCGAUCGCAUACUUCAACUUCUGGGCGGCUUGGGUUGCGGAACCACAUGGCAGUCCAAGAAGGGCGGCAGUAGAUGUCAACAAUCCUACCUUGUCGAUUGUCGAGACCAACGCUCGUGGCGCGUGGAGUAAAGCUGUCCUAGGCACGGGGUUGGCAAGCUUCCUGGCCAUGAUUAUUGUGCUCAUCACCGCCCUGCCAAUGAUUCGCAGAAAAGCAUACAACAUAUUCUACUAUGCGCACAUCGUCUUUGGCAUCGUCAUCAUGGUCGGAGCAUGCUGCCAUGCCACUACCAACUUCUACUUCCUCCUACCUGGGGUACUACUGUGGGUCAUCGACUGGUCAUGGCGAUUGUUCAAUGGAGAUAGUGGUCUGGCCAAGGAGGUCACCGCGACAAUAUCAUCAGCCAGUGGUGAAUGGUACAGGAUCACAAUCCCCAAUAUACCAAGACUGUCCCAGGAUGAGUCGGGUUCGGACAGUGAAGCAGAGCUUGAAAAGCUACCAGCUGUACAGCCAUUGCAGACAUAUUAUAUCAACAUUCCAAGCAUCAGCAAGCUGGAGAACCAUGCUUUCACCGCCGCCAAAGUCGCAUCGAACGGCUCCGAUACAGUCUUGCUAUUCCAGAAGACACCGAUAUCAGCCAUCAAGCGGAAGGACAAAGCACAAAAUGGAGAAUGGACAUGGAAGCUGAGCCGAACGAUCGAGGAAGUGAUGCCCAAGACGAGACGGCACGAGAUUCAAGUCAGAGUGGAAGGUCCAUACAUGCCGGUCACGAAAGGCUACGAGACUGCCGACAAGGUCGUUUGUGUCGUCGGUGGCACUGGUCUGACUGGCGCAUACUCCCUAGCACGGUGGUGGUAUCAGCAUCGCCGUGGUGAGCCAAAUGCUCACUUCACGCUCAUCUGGACUGCCAGGGCACGCGGAUCAUUCGAUCUAGAAGAAUGGACCGAGCUCGUUGAGAUGUGUGCCUCGUCGCCGGAUAUGUCGUUGCAAGCACAUUGCACUGCUAAAAGUGGGCGUCUCGACAUCUCCACCGAGUUGCGGAAGAUCUUCGCGCGCGGUUCUGAGAAGGAGACCAACAUCGAGGCCAGUGCUUGGGUAUAUGCGUCCGGGCCGAAUGGCCUGUUGACUGCUGCAUCGGAUGCUUGUGUCGAUCUUGAAGCAGAGUUGAGAGUCAGCAAGAAAGGUGGAAGCGACAGCGUGCUUGCCAUUUCUGCUUUAAGUCACUACACUGCUGACUGGGAAGUGUAA
Messenger RNA from Recurvomyces mirabilis, 1824 nucleotides. RefSeq lists its product as uncharacterized. The record is from RefSeq and is a predicted model, not a curated record. Gene Ontology annotation, cellular component: plasma membrane. The transcript has a single exon. The coding region runs from base 1 to 1824 and encodes 607 amino acids. NCBI's taxonomy places the organism in Eukaryota, Fungi, Ascomycota, Dothideomycetes, Mycosphaerellales, Teratosphaeriaceae.